Molecule: messenger RNA, 3834 nt
Organism: Nycticebus coucang (slow loris)
Lineage: Eukaryota; Metazoa; Chordata; Mammalia; Primates; Lorisidae
Gene: ZNF202
Product: zinc finger protein 202
Exons: 7
Coding region: 325-2268 (647 amino acids)
Biological process (GO): negative regulation of transcription by RNA polymerase II
Molecular function (GO): DNA-binding transcription repressor activity, RNA polymerase II-specific
Source: RefSeq, a predicted model, not a curated record
GACCCGGAGGAGAGGGAGGGACGGGAGACCCCGCCCCCCAGGGCUUGGGGGAAAUCGUUCUGUCCCGGGGAAGGAGUGGCGGCGGUGUGCCGGAGGGGCCGAGACGUUGUGGUUUCCGUGUCUCCUGGUGGCGGGAGCCAGAACCUCUGGAGACGUGGAUGGCGCUCCGGGCUUCCUUCUCUUUACAGCCACCGCCCUCCGCCCCUCCUGGGGCCUGCAGAAACACGGUUCCUUGGGAGAAACUCCUGAAGGUGUCCAGGCUGAGACUAGGGGGUAAUGGCGGUGUGAGCUCUUGAUGGUGUGAGACCACCCCAGAGCCAGGAAAUGGCUACAGCCUUGGAACCAGAGGACCAGGAUCUUUGGGAAGAAGAGGGGAUUCUGAUGGUAAAACUGGAAGAUGAUUUCACCUGUAGGCCAGAAUCAGUCUUACAGAGGGAUGACCCUGUGCUGGAAACCUCCCACCAGAACUUCCGAUGUUUUCGCUACCAGGAAGCAGCAAGCCCUCGAGAAGCUCUAAUCAGACUCCGGGAACUUUGUCAUCAGUGGUUGAGGCCAGAGAGGCGGACAAAGGAGCAGAUCCUUGAGCUGCUUGUGCUAGAACAAUUUCUUACCGUCCUCCCUGGAGAACUGCAGAGCUGGGUGCGGGGCCAAAGACCAGAAAGUGGCGAAGAGGCCGUGACGCUGGUGGAGGGUUUGCAGAGACAGCCCAGGAGACCAAGGCGGUGGGUGACUGUCCAUGUUCACGGCCAAGAGGUCCUAUCAGAGGAGACGGUGCAUCUAGGACCAGAGCCCGAGUCACCUGCUGAGCCACAGGAUCCUGUGCAGACCUUGACCUCUGAGCAGUCCCAUGAGGAAGCCACACAGAACCCAAAUCUGGGGGUACCAGCACAGCAAAGCCUGAGCCAAGACGAGGAGCUCCAGCUGCUGCAAGAGAGCGAGGUUGCAGUGCCCCAGGGCCCAGACCUGCCUUCAGAGAGGAGCUCUGGAGACCCAGAGAUGGUUGCUUUCCUUACUGCUCUAUCACAGGGACUGGUAACUGUGAAGGAUGUGGCCGUAUGCUUCUCCCAGGACCAGUGGAGUGAUCUGGAUCCAACACAGAAAGAAUUCUAUGGAGAAUAUGUCUUGGAAGAAGACUGUGGAAUUGUGGUCUCUCUGUCAUUUCCAAUCCCAAGACCUGAUGAGAUCUCCCAGGUUAGAGAGGAAGAGUCUUGGAUCCCGGAUAUCCAAGAGCCUCAGGAAACUCAAGAGCCAGAAAUUCUGAAUUUUACCUAUACAGGAUAUCCGAGUGAAGAAGAAGAGUGUGUUGAGCAGGAAAAUCCAAGUUUGGAGGAUGUACACAGGCCUAUUUUGGGAGAUCCAGAAAUUCACCAGGCUCCAGAUUGGGAAAUUACCUUUGAAGAUAAUCCAGGUAGACUUAAUGAAAGAAGAUUUGGUACAAAUAUUUCUCAAGUGAAUACUUUAAUGAAUCUUCAAGAAACUGUGCCUGUUCAGACCGUGUUAGGGAAACAUCAUGAAUGUUCUGUUUGUGGAAAAAGCUUCACUUGUAAUUCCCACCUUGUUAGGCACCUGAGAACUCACACAGGAGAGAAGCCUUAUAAAUGUAUGGAGUGUGGGAAAAGUUAUACACGCAGCUCACAUCUCGCCAGACACCAGAAGGUUCACAAGAUGAACACUCCUUAUAAAUACCCUGUGAACCGUAAGAAUGUAAAUGAGACUUCCCCUGUGAUCCAGACUAAGAGAACUGGAUCUGUUGAGAAACCCUAUAGAUGUGAUGAGUGUGGCAAACACUUCCGGUGGACUUCAGACCUUGUCAGGCAUCAGAGGACACAUACAGGAGAAAAACCCUUCUUUUGUACUAUUUGUGGCAAAAGCUUCAGCCAGAAAUCUGUGCUAACAACACACCAAAGAAUCCACCUUGGAGGCAAACCCUACUUGUGUGGAGAGUGUGGAGAGGACUUCAGUGACCACAGGCGGUAUCUGGCACACCGGAAGACGCAUGCCGCUGAGGAGCUCUACCUCUGCAGUGAAUGUGGGCGGUGCUUCAACCACAGCGCGGCAUUUGCCAAGCACCUGAGAGGACACGCCUCAGUGAGGCCUUGCCGAUGCAACGAAUGUGGGAAAAGCUUCAGUCGGAGGGACCAUCUUGUCAGGCAUCAGAGAACACACACUGGGGAGAAACCAUUCACAUGCCCUACAUGUGGGAAAAGCUUCAGCAGAGGGUAUCAUUUAAUCAGGCAUCAGAGGACCCACUCAGGAAAGACCUCCUAGCUAGACCCUCUGUAAGGAGGUCUGCACUCAGCCCUUCCUGUCAGCCUGGGAAGGCCUUUUCUAAGGAGUUGCCCAGACCUUACAUCACCUCUUCCCACAGCCAAAUCAGAGCCCUGGGCAGAACCUCUCAGCCUUCUAUGCCUUGAGGAGAUGUUUUGCCCAAGUACAAGCUGAAUUGAGGCUCCUCCUCCAUGGGAGUGCUCCUGCCUCUACCUCAGGGGUAUGAAGUAGGAGAACUAGAAGACAAGAGGUUAUGUUCACUGUAUUGUCUAGAAAAUAGGCUGUUACACCCCAUAAAGACUGUUUAACAACCUCAAGUUCAAAGUGGCCAAGGAUAGACCCUUAGGUUAGGUAAGGGACCAGCCCAAAGGAUUCUGUCCUUACUGGGCAAAAAUCUUAAAGCACACAGCUCUGAACUCAAGACAGGAGGUUUGCGUCCUGAUGGCUUUGCCACACAUUCACGGGUAACUGUACAAAACCCUUGCUGUCUGAUUCACUUCUUACCAUGCACUUUCCUUUGAUGCUGGGGAGAAGUGGGCAAAAGCCUUAAGGCUGCUUCAUAUGGACCUUGUCAAGCUGCUCCCUCCCCCUCUGUCAACAUGUUUAUCGGGUGCCAGACUCUGCUAGAAAGGAGGCCCUAGUCAGAUGCCUCUUUCCUUGUGGGGUUUUUUCUGUUAAAGUAUUCAUGCCUUCAGCCUUCCUACUCUUCAGCCAGUCUCUUGGUUUUGUCCCUAGCACGCCUACUGCGAAUGAGAUGUAGCAACUGGGUGCUGAGGGAUUCAGUAAAGCAUAAUUAAAUCAUUUACGUUCUCACAUGUAUACAAACCCAGCCACCUGCCUCACCCCCUUUACAUGGGUUGUGUCGUGAGGGGGGUUUGGAACACUGUCAGCUUACAAAGGCACCAUAACAAUUACAGAAUCUUGAUUGACUGGGUCACUUCAUUUACAUGAAGAAAACCAGAGAUUAAAGUACAGAAAGAUAAGAAAAAGCUCUUGCUGCUGGCCAAGGCCAUGAAGACUGUUCUCCUGACACUCAGUCCCCAUCACCCCUGCCUCAGUGCUGUUACGUCACGGAAAAUAAGGAACCCCAGUACGUGGGACACUGAGGAAUUUUCCAGGAGUAAAUGGCUUUCAUGUAUUUAUGUUGUUUACUUUUUCUUAUCUGAUUUAAUUUUCUUGUAACUGAGAACUGAAUAGUACUAUCUCAUGAUGGCCCAAGGUUGCCUGUUAAAGGUUCCAUGGAGAUGAGGCUAAAUACUUAAACUCCUGCUCUGAUCGUGGGAGUGGAAAGGACUGGGGAGACGUCCUCCAUGAAUGGAGCACAAGGUACAGGGUUAAAGCAUGGAGGGAGACAACCUUCUGCUCUUAUUCACAAUCCACAGUCCAUUGUGGGCCAGAUACACCAGAGGUCAAGGGGGAGUUAACAAGGCUCCAACCCUAACAUCCCAACAAGGAAAUUUUUAUUUUGGUCAAAAAUAUUAUGAUGGACUGGUUUGGUUUUGAUAGCAGUCAACCAUUGUCCUUCUGGAAAUAUACACAUACAAAAUAAAUAAAGGUAAUACUUGA